Molecule: messenger RNA, 2442 nt
Organism: Theobroma umbraticum
Lineage: Eukaryota; Viridiplantae; Streptophyta; Magnoliopsida; Malvales; Malvaceae
Source: RefSeq, a predicted model, not a curated record
AUGGCCUUACCACUUUUCCUGAUGUUUUCUUUGGCUUUCUCUUCAUUUUGUCAUGGUUUAAAAGAGGGUUCAUCAAUCUCAGUGGAGAAAGCUAAUGAUGUUUUGAUCUCAGCUGAUGGUACUUUCAGUGCCGGAUUUCACCCUGUUGGCAAUAAUGCUUAUUGCUUUGCAAUAUGGUUCAACAAACCAUCCUGCGAAACUAAUGACUGCACUGUAGUCUGGAUGGCAAACCAUGACCUUCCUGUCAAUGGUAAAUACUCAAAGUUCUCCCUGCUGAAAUCUGGUAAUCUUGUUUUAACUGAUGCUGGACAUGUAAUUGUAUGGAUGAGUAACACUGUCUCAAAUUCAAAGUCAUCUUCAUAUUUAGAACUAUAUGAUACUGGAAAUCUUGUGUUACAUAAUUCAGAUGGGAGUAGACUUUGGCAAAGCUUCGAUUCAUCUACUGAUACCCUUCUUCCUCUUCAACCUCUCAACAAAAACACAAAGCUCGUUUCAUCUAGAAGCAAAAGCAACUACUCUUCAGGUUUGUUUACGCUUUAUUUUGAUCCUAAUAAUGUCCUCAGCCUUGUAUAUGAAAGUCCCGAGGUUUCUAGUGUUUAUUGGCCGGAUCCCUGGCUUUUGAGUUGGGAAGCUGGAAGGUCCACAUACAAUAGUAGUAGAAUUGCGGUACUAGAUUCGUUGGGCAAUUUUACUUCAACUGAUAGUGUUAAUUUCAUGUCUACCGAUUACGGCUCAAAGAUUCAAAGAAUGUUGAAGAUAGAUUCUGAUGGAAAUGUUAGAUUGUACAGUCUAAAAGAAGGGGAACAAACAUGGGUUGUAUCAUGGCAAGCAUUCUCUCAACCUUGUAGAAUUCAUGGAAUUUGUGGGCCAAACAGUGUGUGCAGCUGUAGUCCUAACCUUGGUAGAAAAUAUUCUUGCAUUCCAGGAUAUAAGAUGAAGAAUACUACUGACUGGUCCUUCGGUUGUGUACCAGAAUUUGAUCUUCCAUGCAAUCAAGCUGAUGAAUCUGGUUUCCUAAAACUCCGUCAUGUGGAAUUCUAUGGCUAUGAUUAUGACUUGUAUCCAAAUUACACCAUAAAUAUGUGCGAGGACUUGUGCUUGAGCAUGUGUGGUUGCAAAGGGUUUCAAUUCAAAUACUUUAAAGUACACCGUUCGGAUGGUAUAUAUUGUUAUUCUAAACAGUUGCUGAAUGGACAUCGUUCGCAAAAUUUUGAAGGAGAUCUCUACUUGAAAUUGCCUAAGGCAAGCCUCUCCGCCUUCAACGAGACUAAUCAAGAGAACAAGCUAGACUGUUCAAUUAAAUUUGAGGAACUGGGCAGAAAAUAUCCAACAAGCAAUCAAAGUGAUUCACUGAAGCUUGCCCUUUGGUCUGCUGGAGCUAUUGGAGUCAUCGAGGUUUUUAGCAUUUUCUUUGUGCUCUGGCUCUUGAUAAGAACCCGUGGCAAUUCUAGGUCAUUGCGAGGCUACUCUCUCACAACAGCAAGGGUCAGAGAGUUCACCUAUGUUGACCUGAAAAAGGCUACCAAUGAUUUCAAAGAAGAGAUUGGUAGAGGUGGUGGAGGAAUUGUAUACGAAGGCAAACUGUCUGAUGGUCGAAUUGCAGCAAUCAAGCGACUGAUUGAUUCUGAUCACCAAGGGGAAGCUGAAUUUUUAGCUGAAGUAAACACCAUAGGAAGGCUUCAUCACAUGAAUGUGAUAGAGAUGUGGGGGUAUUGCACGGAUGGAAAGCACAGGCUUUUGGUCUACGAGUACAUGGAAUAGGGAUCAUUGGCAAAAGGCUUAUCUUUUAAAGCAAUUGAUUGGAGAAAGAGAUUUGAAAUUGCUGUGGGAACCGUAAAAGGCCUAGCUUAUUUACAUGAAGAAUGUUUAGAGUGGGUUCUUCAUUGCGAUAUAAAGCCUCAGAACAUUCUUAUAGACUCCAAUUACCAACCUAAAGUGUCAGAUUUUGGCCUGUCUUGGCUUCUAAACAGAGGUGAUGUUAAAUAUUCAGGAUCCUUAAGGAUACGAGGAACUAGAGGUUACAUGGCACCGGAGUGGGUGUCCAAUCUGCCUAUCACCUCCAAGGUGGAUGUUUAUAGUUAUGGCAUUGUUUUAUUAGAGUUGGUAACUGGGAGAAACCCUGCCAUGGAAAUUCACUCAAGCACAGAUGGUGAAGGGGGAGAAGACCAAGGAACAUUAGUAACAUGGGUUAGAGAGCAGAUGAAGAGAGCUACAGUGGCUGAAACAUGGACGGGGGAUAGCGAGAUAAUAGACCAUGCACUGGACGGGAAAUAUGACAUUUCUGAGAUGUUAAUUUUGGUAACAAUCGCUCUCCAAUGUGUGCAGGAAGACAAAGAUGCUAGACCGACCAUGGGACAGGCAGUUGAGAUGCUUAUCUGCCGUGAAAACAAUUUUGCUGCAAAAGCACUUGCAAUUGCCAAAAGAUUGAGUCGUGGUACGUAA